AUGAGUGAUACAAAUGAUAGAAAAAGACAACUUGAUUCAUCUAUAGAAUCAAUACCCAAAAAGCAAAAACCACUUGAAGAAUUAAGUAAAGAAGGCCCAUUAACACAAGCUGAUGUUGUAUAUUUCAAAAAAGAAGCCAUUUGGCGUCAAAUGAUUCAAUAUAAACAACAAGUAAUUAAAUUAAAAGGUGAAGUUAAAAAAUUAUCAAAAGAAUCUGAAUUUCUGAAAUAUAUAGUUAGUGUAUUAACAGCAUGGUAUGAUGAAAUUUUAUUAUUAUUUGAUUUAUCAUCUGGUAAAGAUGAAAAUAUUUUAGUAUCAUUUGAAGAAAAUGGUAAUAACAAAGUUGAAAUAAAAUUAAUUGAAUUAAAAAAUAAAUUAUCAAAAGCUAUAUCAAGUAAAAUUAAUGAAAAAUUAGAUUUUGAUUCAUUAAAAACAAUAAGUCAUUUAAAAAGUCAAAAUGAAAUACUAGCGAAUGAUAAAAAAUCAUUAUCUGAAAAGAUUGAAAUUUUACAAUCAGAAAUACUUGAUUUAAUAGAUAAAAAAGAAAGAAAUGAAUCUUUAACUUUAAAAAGAGUUGAUGAUAGUCGAAAAGAAAUUAAAGAAGAGUCAGAGGAGGUAAAAGUGAAAAAUGAAGAAGAUCAAAAGGAUCCAGCCAUAGAAACAAAUGGUACAUCACAAUCUAUAAAUACUGAAGAAUUAGAAAAAUUAAAUAAUGAAAUAGAUGAAUUAAAAUCAACUAAUGAAAUAUUAAAUAAACAAAUCACAGAAUUAUCUGAAUCAAAUCAAGAAUUAUCUAAAAAAGCUGAAAAUUUAGAUAAUAAAUUACAUAACCUACAAGAAUCAGAUUUACAAGAAAGUGUUAAUUAUAAAAAAAUUAUCAAAAAUAAUCAAUUAUUACAAGAUCAAAUUAGUAAAGUAAAUAAAUUAAAUUCAUUAAAUAUCAAUAAAUUAAAUGAAUUAGAAAAAAAUCAAAUUAAUAUAAAAAAUUUAAUUGAAAAAGAUAUAAAAGAAGAAAAUGAAAAAUUAAAACAACAAUUAAAUAAAAAUGAAGAAGAUUUAGUUAGAAUUAGAACAACAAGAGAUGAAUUAUUAAGUAAAAAUACUAUUUUAACAACUCAAAUAGAAGAUCAAAAGACAAAUCAAGCAUUAAUAGAAUUAAAUAAAACAUAUUCAAAAAGAAUAGAAGAAUUAGAAUCUAUAAAAUCAUCAACAACAACAACAACAACCACCGAAGAUCAAAUUAAUUUAUUACAAAAUGAAAUUAAAGAAUUAGAAUUAGCUUUUAAACAAACAAGAGAUUUAACAUUAAAAAAAUUAAAUUCAACAAUUGAUCAAGAUAAUGUUAUAAAAAAAUUAACAAUAGAAAAAACAAAAGCUGAUCAAAAAUAUUUUGCAUCAAUGAGAUUAAAAGAUUCAUUAACAAAUGAAAAUAAAAUUUUAAAACAACAAAUUUCCAAGACACAAGAUUUAAUUAAAAAUUUAAAUGAAUUAGAAAUUAAUUAUUUAAAUAAAAUUGAAGUUUUAAAUAAUCAAUUAAUUGAUUAUAAAAUUAUAAAAGAAAAUUCAAUACAAGAAAAUUUAAAUUUACAAGAUUCAAUAAAAAAUUUAAAUCAAUUAAAUCAAUCUUACAAAUCGGAAAUUAAAAGAAUUAAUGAAAAAAAUUCAAAUUUUCAAGAUGAAAUAAAUGAAUUAACCACAAUAAAAAAUAAACAAGAAAUUCAAAUAAAUCAAUUAAAUAAAAAAUUAACAACAACAGAAUCAACUUUAAUAAAAUAUAAAACAAAUAAUACUAAUCUGUUAUUACAAGAAGAUGAAGAACAAUUAGAAGCUUUAAGAUCUAUUGCAAAAUGUUCAGUUUGUACAAAAAAUUGGAAAGAUACUGCUAUAACUGUAUGUGGUCAUGUAUUUUGUUCAAAUUGUACUCAAGAAAGAUUAGCUGCAAGAUUAAGAAGAUGUCCAAGUUGUAAUAAAGGAUUUUCAAGUAAUGAUUUAUUGAAAAUUGUUUUAUAA
This is a messenger RNA of Lodderomyces pseudojiufengensis, 2010 nucleotides long. It is a transcript of the gene BRE1, whose product is annotated as E3 ubiquitin-protein ligase. Gene Ontology annotation, cellular component: HULC complex; nucleus. The transcript has a single exon. The coding region runs from base 1 to 2010 and encodes 669 amino acids. The record is from RefSeq and is a predicted model, not a curated record. Gene Ontology annotation, molecular function: ubiquitin protein ligase activity. Lineage: Eukaryota; Fungi; Ascomycota; Pichiomycetes; Serinales; Debaryomycetaceae.